GCGUAGGCAAGGACACCGCAGGACCGUAGCGAGUAACGAGAGGGAGAGAGGUAAGCAAUUCCGAUGCGGGGGAGAGAGUCUAGGAAGGGCAGAGAAUGCUGCGAUCCUGCCGGUCUGUCACCGAACGGCAAUCGUCCCUCGCCAUCGCCGAGUUCUUCGUCGCCGUUGGCCGGUUUUGCCGAAGAGGGGUGUUGCUGGUCUUCAUAGAACAUCGUCGUCUGACAUGCAGUCUGACGCACUGCUGAAGAAGGCUGUCUUCGAGCUCGAUGCGUCCAGGAGAAGAGGUCUUGCUUCCGUUGUCUACUCCUGUAUAGGAAAGGAGGGUGAUGUACUUUAGAGAACUCCAAAGGACAUUGUGGGCGACGACGACAUGGCGAGUCUUCGCAGUGCACGACGUGGCCGACAAAAAUCUCUUCUCGAGGUGCUUGCUCCUCUCAGCAAAACCCAAGCUGCAGCGGAGGAAAAACUAUGUGCUGAAGAGGUAAGGAGCAUACAGGGCAGGACAUCAACAAAGUUGCCUUUACUCCUGAGGUUACUUAAGAAUGGUUCAAAAGGUGGAUCUUCUCCAGCUGAACCAGGUGCAGAGACAAGGUCCGCACAAGGAGGGGAAAAGCAGCCAGUUGAACCACAAUUGCUCAAGAGGAAGCGUGUGUAUUCGCCGCCAUCGUCGAGCAGGGACCCACCAACAAAGUGUAAUAUCCCCUUCGAGACAUCUUCAAUGCGGGGUACUUGGCUGAAUGUGGAGGAAGAUAGACAAGAUUCAGGUACAGCUGCUUCAUGGAAGACGAGUCGCAGUGUGGCUACGAGCCGAGAUGAAAAUGCCUGGAGUCAUGGUGUGGCAACGAGCCGAGAUGAAAAUACUUGUGCGAGAAAGUCUAGCGUUGGCAGCUGUCCACUAAAUCUAGUCGAUAUGGGUGUUGGGAGAAGCAGCCUCUACAAUGAAAAGAGUCCCGUGCUAGCGAAGGAGAAUCCAGAUAUCUUCAUCUCCUCUGAUGGACCUGUAAAGAAAGCCAAUUUGAAGUCCGCCCAUACUUCAACUGGUUUAAGACCUAGUCUGGGAGUUUGCGCAGAUGGGUCAGCCUUACAAAUGUCCAAAUCUGCUGGUCAGGCGGGUUCCUCGCGUCGUGAUCUGCGUAGCGCUGCAUCCAUGGAGGAGCUUCCGGCAAACUGUUGUGAAACUGCACUGAAGGAUGGAGGGAAGGAAGAUAACGCUCAUCGCUGCUGCAUCUGUGGCCGCGUUUAUCCGGACGAAGAAACAUACAUGCAUCAUUGGAAGGAGGAAAUGCAAGGUGUGCUUGAUGAUACUGAUGGUGGCGAUGGAGGAAUGCAGUUUUGCUGCAAUAUUCCUCAAUCUGCACCGGAAGGCAGGGCUUUUCAAACACCAGAUGCACUGCGUGUUAGCCCUGAUAGAUCUUCCUUGGGAGUGGAGAAGGAGGGAACCGACAAUGCAGAUGAAAACGAGUUUGUUGCUGGUUGCAUGGCUUGGGACUCUUCUCAAGGACCUGGAAGGAUGUAUGGGAAGAAAAAUACCUCUGAUGAUGGGAGUUCACAGAGUGGGACCUCCAGGUUCGAGGCAAGGGCUGGGACAGAAGAGCCAAGUGCAACAGAGCAUUCUGCCCACAGGGGAGCACACCCUGUUUUCCAUAAUGGCAAGGCGCAAACUGCUGGUGUCAACCCUUUUUUUAGUCUUGUAAAUUCUCAGAGAACGGACAAGACACCUACACAGACAAUUUGGGGGAGGGGGAGUCAGAGAAUUCCAGAUGUGCCGAGAGCAAAACAUGCCGAGACUGCAUCAGGAAAUGCAUCCGGUGAUGGAGUCCUGGACUUCUUAAAGGUGCUUGGCAAAGGAGCACCGACGGAGUGUGACAACAAAAUCAACCUGCCUGCAGGAACAGUAGUGGAAAAAGGGCAAAGGGAAGACCAGGAUGCUGAUUGUAAGGCAAUGCCAGCUGCUGGGAAAACGUGUUUUAGUUUUGUGAACCCCGCUGCAAAACAAACGGAGAAGUCGUCUUCAUCCCAUAGUGUUCUUGUCAUUGGUGGCAGUCCUAAACGCCGACCUGCUGGCUUCCCUCUUGCCUCGGAGUCAGCUGCAAAGCCUUACAGGCUUUUGAUCGACAGCUCUGGAGAUGGAGAAAGAAGAAAUACUGAUCCGAGUGUCACCGAACAAAUACAUGUUGAACGCAAUCGAGUAGGAUGGAGGCGAAGAGGACGAAGGGGACGGAGGAGGUUUGGCGGCAGGGCAAGCAAGAGGCUGCCCAGCAGUGGACACCAAGAGCCCAACACAGUCACAAGGAACAACGUCAAUGCUGAGAAUGAGACUUUCUUCAAUCAUUAUGCAGAUGGGGAGGGGUUUUGGGAUGCAGAUCAAGUGGGUCUGGACUGUGCCGAGCUUGGAGUUGGUGGAGUGGGAGGAUGGGAAUUGAUCGAGUCUCACAACCCCCAGAGGGCAGUAAUUAUACUGCAGGUGGAGGCCUUACAGUUUGUGGCCUGCAGGUUUGACCUUUUUGUCUAUGGACAUGAUGGAGCUAAUGAGCGGAUAGCCUAUGGCUUCGUCCAACCAUACAUCUUGCACUUGCAAGAAGCAGAGAGGCAGUACAGCGAUAGUCAAAGACGCUCACUCAUACUCGAUCCAUGCAAACGAUUGCGUGAUGGGAGCGCAGCAGAAGCUCUUCUUCAACACAAUUACAAUUGUGUGGAGACCUAUAAUGGAGCCUCGAUCGAGGAGGCUCGACCUCCGGUGGAAUCCGGAGGACAUCACUCCCCAGAUGUGGCUCCCGGGGGAGAAACGUGGUUCACAAAGAAGACCAUGGAGAGGUUUGUGCGGUUUGUGCUCAACCCGGAGAUAUUGGAGAGAGUCGUGGGGAUGAAUGAAGAGGUAUUGCGGCUUGAGGAAGCAAUCAAAGGACUCUCCAGUGGAGCAGAAGAGUAUGCCGGUGAAGAGGAUCAAUCGGAAAGACAAACGAUUGGUGUUGACUUGUCAAGCAAUCAAGAAGGACACGAUGCUUCACCGAACUUUCUGCAUAAGUUGUCUGACAGGAUGCUCAAACGCCGUGUACUGCAAAAACGACGUCUUGUCCUCCAGAGGGAAUACGCACUUGCGGCUGGAAGAGCAAGGGCGGCCGGCUUUGGUGUCGAAACUGUACAGGCCUUGUUAGCGUUUGCCGAGUGCUUUGAGGCAAACAGAUUGAGAGUUUGCACAACCGUCUUCACCCGAAUAGAAAGCACGGUCAUUAUGGCUGCAUCUGGAUUCUGGACUGAAAGUUGGGCCAAAUGCAGCUAUAAUGACCGGGCGUUCUAUUCAGGUGAAGACGGGAGGAGACUCAGAGUGGCAGCAAGAGUUGCAUUCUUUGAAAGAGAAUUGAAAAUGGCGGAGUGGGGUGCUGGAACCCCUAGACUGAAAUCCAGAAACUCAGCAGCUGGUCGAUGGGCUGACACCUGCCUGUAUCCAAGGUCGCCUAUUACUGCUGGAGAGGAAGUAGGGUUGAGAAUGACAGCCCACCGACAGAGAAAUUACGAAGGGACGAAGGCUGGUGCAGAGGUGGAGAGCACCAGUCCUCACUCGAGGUCUUCCAUAUCUGCGUCACAGGAAGUAGGGAUGAGGGUGAUGAGGAACCUUGCAACAAAUAGUGAAGGCAAGGAGUUCACACCACAGGUGGAAGGACCAGCACAACUUGAUAUGCGCUCUUCCGAUCGGCGAUUGAUAGUUGCAACAGGUCAUGAAGCUGAGGAGAAUUUCAGGGCAGAAACCCCUCAAGAUCUUCAUGUAGGCUUUAGGGAGAGUUUUGAUGUGGAAAGAACUGGCCGCCCCAGCCCGUCACCGUUGGCAAACGGCCUAGCCUGUCAGUCUGCCGAACAUGUGGGAACUCCUGUGGGAACCCCUAUGGAUGGCAUCUUCUCCCCAAUAGAUCUAGAAAUGAGGGAUUCCAACGGUGAGCAUCCGACAAGAACACAACUGUCUGCGAAACUCGAGCCUCAGUGCUUGUUUAUGACACCUCAAACCUCGUCUGGAGCCAUGGCUGAUGAAUCUUUGCAAUGUGCAGAUGCAGAUUCAUUGUUGCGAGAAAGAAUGACUACCCAUGUUGACAAUGGAGGCCUGCCACGGGUGGCAGAGGGGUGCAUGUUACAAGCCAUCGAGCUAGAAAGGCUGGAUCUGCAACAGGAGGACAGCCUGUCGUCAGAUUCUGAUGUUGCUGAGCAGAGACAUGGGGAUGAAUAUGGAGACCAAAAUAUGUUAUCACACCCUUGUAAAUGGAAUAUAGAGCCGUGCCCCUUGACUUCUCCAAUGAGAGGGGAGGGGACUCGACAAACCAGUACGGUCACAAGGAUUAAAGGUGGUCCUGCUCAGGUCAGCGAUGGUGAGUUUCUAAGGACAACUGAUGAUUGGGCUCAGGACUCGGUUCACCUGAGAGGUUGGAAACCUCUUGUUGGUGUUUCGGGACGAAGCAAGGGCACAUUUCAAUCAGAAGCAUUGGUACCAAAGAUUCCACCAGAGUUCAAAUCAACUAUAUCCCCAUGGCAAACAGUUGAGCUUGACUCCGAAGGUUCUAUGGGUGGUGGUUUGCACCUCAUGUCUCCUGAUGCAGAUCUGCCAAAGCGAAUCAAUUGGCCAAUGUGUUUGAAAGCUCCAGAGAAGGAAGCGAGCCCUUCGGAUGAGCAAAGACAUCACGAUUCUGAUGAUGAGAUUGCAAGUGGAUCUACUCAAAAGGAUUGUAGAUGCACCGAGGUGGACGAUGAUACAAAGGACGUUUGUACAGAAGUCAGUUUAGAAGCUGGUAGUGUGGUCGCCAGCUUUAUUGAGCAGGGUUGGGAUCAUGAUGCAGUUAGUAGUAGGGAGGUGCCGAAGCAGGUAGACAUCGCUGAUAAGCAAGAUGAGCAUCGUGUAGAACAGAGCAUGACUGUAAUGAGUGAAGAUGCUCUUGACAGGGAAACGGUUUUGCGGCAAGUAAAGGAGGUUGAAGUUAAAGUGAAUGAUUGGGUUGAUGUGGCAUGUGGAGAUGUUGUUCUGGCGGUAAAUGUAAACAAUUCCCUGAACAAUGUCAAGCAGGAUGGCGAUGGGAGUGAUCUUGCUCCAGUGGGGGAAACUGUUUUUACUGCUCAGCCAGCAAAACUUUCGCGGGAAAUUGAUUCAAAAGUGGACAGCAUUGCUGAUGCUGUUGCUGGUGCUGUCAAACUUGGUGAGCCUGUUGAAAGUUGCAAAGAGUCAGAUGGUUUCCGUGGACGGCUUCUUACAGAUCAAGAGGAUGGGAAAGGCUGUGAUAAGAAACUUGCUCCUUUGGCGAAGAGUCGAGUGAGAAGAACGAAGUCUGAUGUACCAUGGACAUUUACGGUUGACCGUGCUAGGGAGCAUAUGAAUGAUCGUACAGUGGAUGGGGAGCACUGUUCUGAAAGGCUAAUGCUUUUGAAGAUGGCAUCAGAGGGUGAUCAGGGAUCAAGCUACCAUGAGAGGCGGGAUGCUUGGCUGAGAGAAAAGAGGAACAAGACUGACACAGAGAAGGAACACGAGCUGCAGAUAAUGGCAGAUGUGAUAGAGAGAAAGAAAAGCCAGAUUUUGGGUCAGCUCUUAGAGCGUCCAGCAAGGCAUUACAGAUCGAAAGCUGUGCUCCCACUGGGAACAGUGGAUGAAGAUUCGGGAUUUGGGUCUGCCAAGGAAUGUGAGAAGUGGGAAAUGGAGGCACAGGAGAUGCUAAGGACGAAUAGGCAGAUGCGGGUUCAGGAGCUGCUGAUGAUUUGGAGAUCCGAGGUUGAGAAAGAAUUGGGCAGGAAACAGGAGGAUGACAGCAAAAGGAGUGAGGGUUUGCAAGCCCAACAUCGUGUGGAGAAAGUACUUGAACGACUGGAGACCCUCCUGGAUCACCACUCUCGUGGACCUCUGUCUGUCAGUGUAGCUGCAGCAUCAAUCACUGCCUCAAUAAACAAAGCCCGCCGUGAAUCGAGUCCGUUGCCGCAAUCUCCAUCAAAGGGGGUUGUGAAUAUGCAACACCCACCACGAGAACGGUCUGCUUCGCGGUUGGUGCAUCAGCCCGAAUCUUGCUCAAAGAUUCCACCGAGCAAUCAUCACGAUGGAGAGAGGUCUGUGGGGGGGGUAGGCUCAGGAACACCGCCUGUUGGGGUAACCCGUAGAAAGGGGGUCAGGGCGGUCUCUGUAUCCGCAUCUCAUACAGGUUCGUCUACUGUGACUGCAAAGGCUUCGAGCCACAGCAGGGCAAUAUCAGCGCCAUCACCGAGGGCUGCGGGGAGCUCCAGAGGGGUUGCCCAGCGUGUGAUGCGCCCGAGCUCAUUCAAUGUAACAUCAUCAACCAUGGCAGCAGGAGUCGUUUCAAAGACUAAGCGAACGACUGGGAAAGUGGCAGGUGCAGGAUCUGUGGGAACAUCGACUUCGAACUCCAUAUCGAUAUCCCUGUCCCUUCAUGUGAAAAAGGAGAAUGUCAGACCUCAGAAGAAUACCUUCACUAAGGAGGAUGUUAUUCAAGAAGAGAGGUCGGACUUUGUGGUUAAUAAAGUGAGCGCUAAGGCCAAACCGGGGCAUAGGCGUAUUCGGAGUGAUGGAGGAUGGGCCACUUUUGCGUCCAGUCCGAUUGCACAGGUUUUAGAGCCUAGCAUCUCCGCUUCUGACAUGGCAAGAAACAGGGAAGGAAGCAAGCCUUGUAGGCAACCACCUAAGGUCGGGACCGGGGGGACUGUGCCCGGGACAGGAAAAGCAAGUGCAAGACGAACAGACUCUGGAAGGAUGCAAUCCCUAAGGUCGAGCAACACAAUGAAAGGCACAGGGGAUGACAGGGGGAGAAGAAAGGACAGGGAAAGGCAUGGAGCUGAUAGCAAGUCUGUUAGCUCUUCAGAAAGUGUGCAUAGAUUGCCUUGCAAUGCCACAGAUAAGCCGGCGCAGAGAAGGUGCAGUGUUGCUAAUGAGGCUGAUUGCAUUAGUCUCUGUGGCUCAGCUUCACCGUCGAUGGGGAAGGGGACUGAAGCACCCAAAGUGAGGAGCUUCCUUCGCAAAGGAACUGGCAUUGGCUCAGGCAAUAGAGUUAAGCCCGUGCAUCUUGAUUCCGAUAUGAAGUUUGUGAUCACCAAACCGUACAUGAGUCCUGAGCCGGUGGCGAGGUCCAUUUCGGUUGGUGUAAUAGAGCGAGCAAGGGUGACAGUCACUUCAAUCAACUGCAGGAUCGAGGAGAACGGGGAUGAUGAUUCGAGGCAUAUAGGGGGGAAGAGGUCAUGCACAGUAGCAGGGAAGAUUAGGCAACGAUCGAAGUCUGCAUUGCCAAGAACCAGUGUUUCGACGGCCGUACAAGGGAAGGUGGUACAUUGCGAGAGGCAGAGAAUCACUGGGGUUGAGAGGAUGGACAUCACACCACACAGGGAUUUUCCACAAGUGGCCGUUGUGGGUGGUCGUAUGGUACCAGCAAGAAAGGGUGCAAGGUCACAGACACUGGGUUCUGAAUCUCCUGUGCGCGCUACAGAGUUGCCGCCAUCAUCCUCUUCAUGCCUGCAGGACAGUCCUUGUACUCAGCUGUUGAAGACUGUCCUUACAAAGGAGUUACAGGGCCUUGGCUCACGCUGUUGUCGAGUGUCCUCAACAGGGCCAAAUGAAGAGGUAAUUGCGGAUAAGGAAACACAUCUGGACACAACGGCCGCAGGUGUGGAGCUAUCGCCAUCAGCUAUUCUAGCUGGCACUCCGGACACUGGAGCCAGACACAUGGCAUGUGUUUCGGGGAAGCAAUCAAAAGAGAAAGCAGCAGGGAAGCAAAACCCGGUCAGUGCCAGCGUGCCAGAGAGUGCUUUGCAGCAGGGUAUCCGUGGAGGGCCGAGAAUGAGGAGGAAGGCAGGAGCUGUAGGCGGAGGGGUGAUAAGAAAAGGCGAGUCGAGAUUGCCAUCUCAGAGGGACACAAAGGACACAAUCGUACCUAGUGAAUGGACCCAGACCCCGGUGAAAGAUUGCGCCAGCUCGAAGAACAAGGCAAAGUCAGCUAAUAUUGCCUCAGCCCGUCCGCAGGCAACGAAGACAGGUACGGGGGAAGCUCUCUGGCCAAGGCUCAGCUCACCUUGGCGAUUCAUCAGGUGCUUUCAGGGCGUAGUAACCGGGCCAAGGAAAGGAUGCGGGGAGAAGGUGUCUGAAAAUUCUGAACAGUGGAUGCCCAUGAAAAACAGUGGGCUCGCUUGAUGGACUGAUGGGAAGUCACAACUUUUAUGUGUGUUUUUUUAAUACCGAUGGGGACGCAUGUCAGCGAGUGAGUGUUCUAUCUUGUUCGUUUUCUGUCGUAUUGGUGUCGCUGGAUGUAUAUUGCAAUGUUGAUGAGCUGCAGAGGAUGAUGCUUGUUAUGAAACGUACUGUUCUGCCUGCCCGCGGCCUGAGAAGUUAGAGCUUACUCUGAGUGAGCAAUUGAGGCAUAGGAUGAUCAUGGCACCUGUAACCGCUUUGUUUGUUUCUCUCUUUUCUGUUUUUGGUUAUACAGUUCUGUUCCACUUUCUUGCACAUUUCUGGGUUCGUCUUAGUCCUGAUGAGCUUGGAAUGUGGUAGAAUCUCUGUACAGAGUCGAAUAGGUUUCGAUGAUCAAGCUUUCGUCUGAACAUAUGCUGCAGCCAUGGACUGGGGGCAAAGAACUCGUCUUCAAGCACAAGAGGGUUACCCCUGGAGCAUUCUCACUGACAGCAGCUAUGGAAUGCAACUUUGGAAAUGAUGGAGGUUGCCUCGCCUUUUCAGACUUGUCCAUUCUCCGGAAUAGGAUUGUGAGACAUGUGCGCCCAUCUUCAAAACGUGCUGCAAGCCUAGCAAACCCCGCAACUGUUGAGGACGUGCUUGGGUAUGUCGGGUCCUUAGGCUCCCUGCGUGCUUAUGCUCACCCUACCCGUCAAGUAUUCUCGGCAGCUCUGAAAUUUUGAAGCGGUGGACGUGGCUGAGGUUGCCUUGUGAUUGCCCACACUAGGCAAUGGGCUUGUGGGGCAUGUGCCACUGUCUUGCCAUGAACCCAGACACUGCUGAGGAAUUGGUUGGGUAUAUAUGAGCACGCUGGUGCGACCCGUACCCAUGGCAUCUACGGGACGCAGCUCUGGAAAUGAUCAAAGUUGCAUUACCAUACAUUGCCCCCGAGGAAUUGAAUUGUGGGGCGGUACGAAUGUCUUUGGGACAUGCUGUAGGCAGCUCCCACGAAUGAGAAACCGUGCUUUUGGAUAUAUUGUCCUGAGACUGCUGCUUGUUGACGGUCAGGAAUUUCACGCAUGGUGCGCAUGGGCGAGGCCAUCAAUCUCUUUAGUAUGGUUGCCCUGGUUUUGCAACUGUCGAGGUUAUUUUUGUCUUUUCUCCUGGCAGCCUGUUGUUGCAGGGAAGCAUGUUCAGUGCUUGGGAAUGGCCAGUGAGUGACGGCUUUGGCACAGGAGCCAGGCAAUGAGGAUUUGCCAAGCAGAGGUGCUUACCCAGUGCCAUGAAAUA
Molecule: messenger RNA, 9421 nt
Organism: Chara braunii
Lineage: Eukaryota; Viridiplantae; Streptophyta; Charophyceae; Charales; Characeae
Source: the annotation of a GenBank genome assembly